ACAGUGGCCGCGGGUCCUGGCCGGAGGAUCCGGGCGGGAAUCCACAGCUCAGCUCUUGGACCGUGCGCCGGCUCUCUGCCAGCCGGAAAAAAUCUCUUUCUUGCCGGUGCACCUGAGCCUCGGCACCGAAUUCCGGUGCAGGCGUAGACCUGGGACCCGUGAUCCCCAGCGCGGCCGGGACUCCUCAGUGUGCGGGCGGCCAGGGACGCUGAGCUGCUCAAGAUGAGGAGGAGAGCGGGGCUUGGGCGGAGCCGUCUUUCCCCCCGGGUCUGAGAGCCCACCACCGCCAGGACGUCCCGGGCGUACCUGGGGUUGGGCUAUGUGUGCCCGGUGACUAGGCGCCUGGGGAGCCCUGAGACUUCGGGAGGGAAUGCUGGCUUGGUUUUGAGUGACUUUGGGGAAAGUGAAGAAACCCCAAAAUGGAGGACUUUUCUACCAGGACCUACGGCACCAGUGGUCUGGACAACAGACCUCUGUUCGGAGAGACGUCGGCCAAGGAUCGAAUCAUCAAUUUAGUUGUUGGCAGCUUAACAUCCUUAUUGAUUCUAGUAACGCUGAUCAGUGCUUUUGUUUUCCCUCAACCACCUCCAAAACCACUGAAUAUAUUUUUUGCUGUCUGCAUCUCUUUGAGUACUAUUACUGCCUGCAUACUUAUCUACUGGUACCGACAAGGAGACUUAGAACCGAAAUUUAGAAAUCUAAUUUACUAUAUCUUAUUUUCUAUCAUCAUGUUAUGUAUAUGUGCGAACCUGUACUUCCAUGAUGUGGGAAAGUGAGGCUACCAAGGCGAAAAUACUUACCAGGUCUCUUCAAAGCUAUGUAUGUAAGACUGUGAAUAAAAGCUGGAUAAGGUGUGCUGAAGAA
Pteronotus mesoamericanus is the source of this 864-nucleotide messenger RNA. RefSeq names its product transmembrane protein 243 (gene TMEM243). The record is from RefSeq and is a predicted model, not a curated record. The transcript has 5 exons. Bases 420 to 776 code for a protein of 118 amino acids. NCBI's taxonomy places the organism in Eukaryota, Metazoa, Chordata, Mammalia, Chiroptera, Mormoopidae.